This is a messenger RNA of Chelonus insularis, 1339 nucleotides long. RefSeq names its product regulatory particle non-ATPase 7 (gene Rpn7). Lineage: Eukaryota; Metazoa; Arthropoda; Insecta; Hymenoptera; Braconidae. Gene Ontology annotation, biological process: proteasome-mediated ubiquitin-dependent protein catabolic process. The record is from RefSeq and is a predicted model, not a curated record. Gene Ontology annotation, cellular component: proteasome regulatory particle. The transcript has 5 exons. Bases 89 to 1258 code for a protein of 389 amino acids.
UAUGUCACAUAUUUCUCUUCUUUUACUCGGUCGGAAAGUGUUUGUUCGUCUUUCUGAGUGUUAAUAAAAUUUUUAUAAACUAUUCACAAUGCCAUUAGAAAAUUUUGAAGAUGAUGGUUUGGAAAAAAAUCCAAAUUUGGAGUUGGCCCAGACAAAAUUUCUGUUAAGUUUACCUGAACACAAGAAUGAUGAAACUUUAAAGGCUAAGUUGAUGGAUGCCAUAAAAGCCGACAAUAUGGCUCCGUUUUACGAAGAAGUUUGUCGUGAUCUUGAUUGGCCAGUAGAUGAAGCUCUUUUAGAAAAAAUGAAGACGUGUAAUCGUGAACAAUUAAAGGCAUUAGAUGAUGCGAUUGAAGAUGCUGAAAAAAAUCUAGGUGAAAUGGAAGUUAGAGAAGCAAAUCUUAAAAAAUCAGAGCAUUUAUGUCGUAUUGGAGACAAAGACGGAGCCAUCUCAGCAUUCAGAAAGACUUAUGAAAAAACUGUCUCAUUAGGUCAUAGACUAGACAUUGUUUUCCAUAACAUUAGAAUUGGUUUAUUUUAUUUAGACCAUGAUCACAUUACCAGAAAUAUUGAUAAAGCAAAAAGUUUAAUUGAAGAAGGAGGUGAUUGGGAUAGAAGAAACCGUCUAAAAGUUUAUCAAGGAACUUAUUGUAUAGCAGUUCGAGAUUUUAAAGAAGCUGCCAAUUUUUUCCUUGAUACCAUAAGCACGUUUACGAGCUAUGAGCUGAUGGAUUACAAUACUUUUGUUAGAUAUACUGUAUAUUUAAGCAUGAUCAGUUUACCAAGGAAUGAAUUACGAGACAAGAUCAUAAAAGGUUCUGAAAUUUUAGAAGUUUUGCACAAUAAUCCUGACUGUAAAGAAUACUUGUUCUCCUUAUACAAUUGUCAUUACGCUGAUUUCUUCAAAAAUCUUGCUCAUGUCGAAGGUUUAUUGAAAAGUGAUUACUUAAUUAAUCCACAUUAUCGUUAUUAUGUCAGGGAGAUGCGUAUUUCAGCUUAUACUCAACUAUUGGAGUCUUACCGAUCUCUUACCUUACAAUACAUGGCUGAAGCUUUUGGUGUUACUGUGGAUUAUGUUGAUCAGGAAUUAUCACGUUAUAUUGCAGCUGGACGAUUACAUUGUAAAGUAGAUCGUGUUGGUGGAGUCGUUGAAACAAACAGACCAGACAGUAAGAAUUGGCAAUACCAAGCAAUGGUUAAGCAAGGAGACCUUCUUCUCAACAGGGUCCAAAAGCUGUCGCGUGUUAUAAAUAUUUAAGUUGAGUUCAAAUGCACUUAUGAAAGUAAUAUUAUUUGUAUCAAUAAAUUAAGCAACAUUUUUGGUUACUUUGUCCGUUAA